GACCGAUUGACUGUUCAACACACCAUUCUUGGUUUAGGUUAUUUUGUUCAUAUUUUUAUUAAUUUGUUCUGUUGUAAAAUGUAAUUUGAAAUACAUAAUUUAAGAAAUCUUAUUUAUUCAUUUGUAACAAGUUAUAAAUGUAAUAUAUAUACUAUUUCAUUAUUUUAAAUAUUAUGCACAAAAAAAAAUCUUCACUCAUGAAAGCAGCCUCCAGACUGAUAGACCGGCCUCAUAGUUAAAUAAUAAUUGUACGCACCGCGACAUUCUGUAUUGACUACUGAUAAGAUAAACCCGAACUUUUAUUUAGCCAGUCAUCUCAUUGCCCACAUAUGACAUACCUACAUUAAAUACGUAAGCGUGAUUUGCAUUUAAUAUUGUUGCUGGUUGAACUCUGAUCGACAUAGCCGCAUAAUUUGGAACAUUAAAUAAUGUUGAAAGGACUGGUUGGUUUGGUGACUGGCGGGGCAUCUGGCUUAGGUAGAGCGACAACAGAACAAUUAUUGAAGCAAGGUGGAAGUGUCGUCAUUUGCGAUCUCCCGAACAGUAAAGGACAGGAGCUUGCCAAACAGCUAGGCAAGAAUGUUGCUUUUGCACCACUAGAUGUUACAUCAGAAGGAGAUGUGAAAAAUGCAUUGCAAACUACAGUUGACAAGUUUGGCCGACUGGAUGUUGUAGUUAAUUGCGCAGGUGUGGCUACGGCCACUAGGACAUAUAAUUUUAAGAAGAACCAACCCUUUGAUCUUAAAUCAUUUCAAAAGACUAUUGAGGUGAACUUAAUCGGUACAUUCAACGUUAUUCGUCUGGCAGUUGGUUUGAUUGGUAAAAAUGCACCAGAUGCAGAUGGACAGAGGGGAGUUAUUAUCAACACUGCCAGCAUCGCUGCUUUUGAUGGACAGAUUGGUCAAGCAGCUUAUUCCGCAUCCAAGGCAGGCGUUGUGGGAAUGACGCUACCCAUCGCCAGAGAUCUUUCUAAGCAAGGCAUUAGGGUUGUCACAAUCGCACCAGGUUUAUUCCGAACACCGAUGCUGGAACAACUCCCUGAAACGGCGAUUCGCGACCUGGAGGCGACGGUGCCGUUCCCCUCCCGUCUCGGACGCCCCGACGAGUUCGCGUUGCUCGUACAAAGUAUCAUACAGAAUCCUAUGCUCAACGGAGAGACCAUACGUAUUGAUGGCUCUUUGAGAAUGCAACCUUAGUAUGUGAGAAAAGAAAUGCCACCGGAGUUGAAGUGUUCAAAUAUUUAGGAGUUUUUUGCACGAGACACGGUACGACAUGAUCAAAUAAGGUGACGACUCUCAUUAGAAGUCACUUGGAGACGUGUAAUGCGACGCUUGAAAUCUUGUUAUGAGUUUUGAAUAUAUAUUAAUUUUAUCGCGGUAUGAAAAUCAGGUAGUCUGCAAUUAAACAACUAGUAUCCAAGGAGGAUACCAAUACUAAGUUAGACUCUUCUUGUUUAUUAUGCUUUUUUCAUCGGAUGUCUGAAGGCAUCGAACUCUUCAGGCCAUAGUUUAAAGAUUAGUAGGCAUUCUUGUUCGAGAUCGCAAUUCUCUUUGGCAACUUUAGAUCUCGACAGCUCCGUAUCCAUCUUUCGAACGUCAUUCGUUUCGGUACGUCUUAUUGUUAAAGUGUUUUAUGGCUUCUAUUGUUUAUCUCUUUUCAAUCUUAUCAAUGGGCCGUUUACCGUGACUCGUGCAAAAAAACUCUAUUGUAUAUAAAUAUAUCAAUUUAUAAAUAAAUUUUAUCCAAUAUAUUA
Molecule: messenger RNA, 1753 nt
Organism: Pararge aegeria (speckled wood butterfly)
Lineage: Eukaryota; Metazoa; Arthropoda; Insecta; Lepidoptera; Nymphalidae
Gene: scu
Product: 3-hydroxyacyl-CoA dehydrogenase type-2
Exons: 6
Coding region: 429-1196 (255 amino acids)
Biological process (GO): androgen metabolic process; estrogen metabolic process; fatty acid metabolic process
Cellular component (GO): mitochondrion
Molecular function (GO): estradiol 17-beta-dehydrogenase [NAD(P)+] activity
Source: RefSeq, a predicted model, not a curated record